Argiope bruennichi is the source of this 2148-nucleotide messenger RNA. RefSeq names its product leucine-rich repeat transmembrane neuronal protein 4-like. The coding region runs from base 190 to 1692 and encodes 500 amino acids. NCBI's taxonomy places the organism in Eukaryota, Metazoa, Arthropoda, Arachnida, Araneae, Araneidae. Gene Ontology annotation, molecular function: protein binding. Gene Ontology annotation, cellular component: plasma membrane. The transcript is spliced from 2 exons. The record is from RefSeq and is a predicted model, not a curated record.
GAGCUAUAUCCGUAAUCUAAAACAAGAUGUACUGCUCAAAGCCUUCAGUUAGCAGACAUGUACUUCAAACGAUGAGUUCACCAAGAUUGAACGAUUCAGAUUUAUCUACAGCUCAGUGAUAUUUCAGAAAAGUUCUUUUAAAACUCAGAUUAAUCAAAGGAUUUAAAGAGCUGGCACUGACCACAGACCAUGCAUUGCUAUAUAAUACAACUAUUUGUCAUUCUCAUAGGAAUAGCACAAUCACAGCAAGUACCAACUGAAGCAUCUUGGGGAAAUCAAUGUCCUUCAGAAUGUGACUGUGAAAUGGUCAGUGCAUCUCAAACACUCAUUUCACGAUGGAAGCCUGAAAACAGUUCAGUGAAAACAGUAUUAUGUGUCUUCAGAAAUGAGAGUUUAUUUCUUAUGUUGCACCUACCAAAAGAUACCGAAUCAAUUACCGUGCUACAAGCCAAUGACGACAGUGCAAUGAUUUUAACAAAUAGCAUUCUGAAAGACUUGCAGAUGGUAAAAAGUAUUGAUCUGCAAGGCUCUUUAUCAAAGGGAAAAAUCUACAUCACUAAUGAAAUCUUUCAUGACCUACAGGAUUUGAAAUAUCUAUCCUUGCAAAGAGUAGACAUAUCCGGUGCAGAAAAAGCAUUCUCUAAGCUUUCAUCUCUAGAAGUGUUAUAUGUAAUUCACUGUGAUAUUGGCUAUCUAAAAUGGGAAAUGCUUGAUGGACUAAAAAAUCUCAAGGAACUUUAUUUGGUACAAAGUGGAAUAAAAGAACUCUAUGGCUUUGCAUUUUAUGGAACUCCUGAACUAAGACGAUUAUUCCUGUCACACAAUGAUUUGUUUUCUGUUGAAGCAGAUGCAUUUGUUGGUUUACUGAAGUUGGAAUAUCUUGAUCUUAGCAAUAAUAGAAUAGAUCACCUUUCAGGUUUAACUUUUCCUCCAUUACCUCAUUUACAAUGGCUGGAGUUGAAACACAAUCCAAUAAAAGUUAUAUUCCCCCACUGCUUCCAGUUUUUGAAUGGAACUCAACAUCUUACUCUAGGUCACAAGAAACAACCUGUACACCUGAUGAAAUUCAGUUUCCGUGGGUUGUAUUCACUGCUAUUUUUGCAUAUACCAAAUAUAGAUAAUGAUGCACUCUUUGAGCAUAUGUUUUAUGAUUUAAAAUCACUAACACACAUGAACCUGAGGGGCAGAAUAAAGCUCAUUAAUGAAAGAGCAUUCAAUGGAGCACACAAAGUUCUAAAAAAAUUGAUCCUGCAUGACUGCCAAAUUGAAAGAAUUUACAGUGAAUCUUUCUAUGGAUUAGAGAAGUUGCAUUUGCUAGAUUUAUCAGACAAUCGUCUGCGCAGUAUUCCAGAGGGUACUUUCAAACAUUUGAAAUCAAUCAAACAUAUACGUUUGAAUGAUAACAAGCUGAGUCAAAUGCCUGAUAAUUUGUUCCUACCACUGCACACUUUAGAAACAUUAGGUAUGUAUAACAACCCAUGGAAUUGUACAUGCAGAAUGAGUUAUUGGAAAGAAAAUAUCAUUAUGGCUAAAUAUGAACAUGAUGUCGAUACAUGCAAUGGCACAUUAUGUGCUGAUGAUAAGAUUGUCGAAGAAACAGAUUUAACACCAAAAUGCAAAGAGCCAAAGCUAUAUGAAAAUCAUAGCAUUUUUCAAGUUCUCAAAGUGCUGAAAUGUGAGAAACAGCACUAAAUCAUUACAGAAAAUCAUUCUUUGUAAAUAUGUGCUUCAUUCCCAUUUAUUUUUUUAAAUAAAAGAUAAAGCAUAUAUGCAUUAAAUCAUGGCAGAUUUUUAAAAACAUAAUCACAUUUUACUUCUUCAAGCAAUUGAUUAACACAUAAGCAUUCUUAAAAAGUAUCUUCAAUUUAAUGGUUAAGUUAACAAUAACUUAACAACUACUAUGAUGAUGGAGAUUAUAUGAUGUGACCACUAAUCUGGAUGCUAAUGGAUAUAAUUUUAUUCAACUGAAUGUUAAUGAAUAAGUAAUUUUAUUCAUGUGUUUUGUUUUAUUAAAUUGGUGAAAUUUGUGAAAAACGGAGAAAUGGUACAAAAAAGUUUAAUGAAAUGUAUAUAAAGAACAUCUGUGCAUUGUAAUGCUAUUCGCUGUAACUUUACUUUCAUAAUAAAAAUAUUUGAGUUUUUAAAGAA